AUGCGCGGCCAUGACGUGCUGCACCCAAUGGGGUGGGAUGCCUUCGGCCUGCCAGCGGAAAAUGCAGCGAUAGAGCGAGGCGUGGAUCCGGCGGAGUGGACGGAGCAGAAUAUUGCGAAAAUGAAGGAGCAGCUUCGAAGUAUCUCUGCUUCAUUCGACUGGGACAGGGAAGUUGCUACUUGUGCGCCCGAGUUCUACGAGCACACGCAGCGCAUCUUCUUGAUGUUGUUUGAGAAGGGUUUGGCGUAUCAGGCAAAGGCGCUUGUCAACUACGAUCCGGUUGAUAAGACUGUAUUGGCAAAUGAGCAGGUCGAUGCCAAUGGCUUCUCAUGGCGGUCAGGAGCCAAGGUGGAAAAAUUGAAUCUGAAACAGUGGUUCUUCCGCAUCACGGAUUUUAAGGAAGCGCUACUGAAAGAUCUGGACUCGCUUGCCGGCGGCUGGCCCGACCGUGUGUUGUCUAUGCAGCGGAAUUGGAUUGGAAAAUCAGUUGGUGCGAAGAUUACUUUCCCCGUGAGUAUUGAGGGACAGGACGGGGAAGUCAAUGUGGAUGUCUUCACGACACGGCCCGACACAUUGUAUGGCGUCGAAUACCUUGCACUUUGCCUGGAUCACCCCAUCGUGCGGAAGGCUGCAGAGAAGGACAGCGCUCUUCGUACAUUCCUAGACGGGGCUUCAUCACUCCCGGCCGACUCGAAAGCGGGCUACCGCCUUAAUGGCGUCACGGCGUCUCACCCGUUGCGGAAAAUCGACAAUGAAAGUGCCCAUGUUCAGAGAGAGCUUCCCAUCUUUGUCGCGCCUUACGUCUUGAGUGACUACGGUGAGGGAGCUGUCAUGGGUGUUCCAGGACACGACGCUAGAGAUAUCUCGUUCUUCAAGGAAAACGUGAAUCCCGAGUCCAUCGCCAUCGUCAUUGGCGAAAAUGAAGCAUCUGAAACUCUUAUCCCCGCUCAAGAUGCAAAAGCUUUCACCCAGGACGGAGUCCUAACUUCGCAUUGUUGGAAGUACCAAGGAUUGCACUCCAGGGAGGCGGCAAAGCAGAUUGUCAACGAUCUUCAGCAGGUGGGACAAGCUGACUUUAAAGAGACAUGGAGACUGCGCGACUGGUUGAUCAGUCGACAGCGAUAUUGGGGUACACCUAUUCCCAUCAUCCACUGCGGGGAUUGUGGCGCUGUUCCUGUGCCUGCGAAAGACCUCCCGAGUGGCUUCACACCAAUUGUCCAAGCUGCGGAGGCCCAGCGCGCCGACACAGAUACCAUGGAUACCUUUGUCGAUUCAUCCUGGUAUUAUCUGCGUUUCUUAGAUUCUAAGAAUAAGGAUGCUCCAUUCUCGCCAUCUGUCGUACGGCCCGUGAAUGUGUACAUUGGCGGUGUGGAGCAUGCCAUUCUGCACCUGCUAUCCCCCCCCAAUGUAUCGUAUGAAAAGAUGUCGAAGAGCAAGUACAACGGCGUGGACCCGACAGCGUGCGCAACCAAAUACGGCGCUGACGCCACUCGCGCGCACAUUUUGUUCUCUGCGCCAGUCAGUGAAGUGCUGGAGUGGGACGAGACCAAGAUUGUCGGGGUUGAGCGGUGGUUUGGACGACUGUGGAAGCUCGUCUUGGACGCCCAGCACCAAUUGACUAAGUCCUCAUUGGUAUUUUCCGCAUCAUACUUGAACACUGCAGGCCAUGCAGUAUCACUCCCCUCUUUCUUGCAAGAUCUGAGUGACUCUGAUGCAGACGCCGUCUUGGCCACUCACAACACUAUCUCAUCCGUUACAUCCUGCAUCGAGAGCAACCCCUAUGGGCUAAAUACCGUCAUUUCCGAUUUGACAAAACUGACCAAUACUCUGUCAUCCACUCCACCUUCAUCUCCUCUUGUAUAUUACCUCUCCCUGUCCACACUCCUCCGCCUUCUCGCACCCAUUGCCCCCGCCUUGGCCUCUGAGACCUGGGAAAUGUUGCACCAACCCUUGAUCAAGGAUUCAACCUCGAUUCACUCGAUCUUAUCUUCCCCAUGGCCAACAGACCUUCUCACGGCCGAGCAAGCCGAGGCCCUCGCCGCACGCGGCGGUCAAACAGUGGCCAUUCAAAUCAACGGAAAGCUGCGCUGCGCUGUCACAAUUCCUCGCAUGAUGUCUCCCACCAGCUUGCCUCAGAGCAAGGGUCCAUCCCAGGAGGAGCAAGACUGGAUCAUUACCCGGGUCUUGGAGACUGCCGAGGGCAAGCUGUGGCUUCGGGAGAAGAAUGAUUGGGAGAAAAGACGACGAGUGAUUGUUGUCAAGGGGGGUAAAUUGGUCAACGUCGUGUUCUGA
This is a messenger RNA of Penicillium maclennaniae, 2292 nucleotides long. Its product is annotated as leucine--tRNA ligase NAM2. NCBI's taxonomy places the organism in Eukaryota, Fungi, Ascomycota, Eurotiomycetes, Eurotiales, Aspergillaceae. The transcript is spliced from 3 exons. Gene Ontology annotation, molecular function: aminoacyl-tRNA deacylase activity; ATP binding; leucine-tRNA ligase activity. Gene Ontology annotation, biological process: mitochondrial translation; leucyl-tRNA aminoacylation. Bases 1 to 2292 code for a protein of 763 amino acids. The record is from RefSeq and is a predicted model, not a curated record. Gene Ontology annotation, cellular component: mitochondrion.